This is a messenger RNA of Prorocentrum cordatum, 1365 nucleotides long. NCBI's taxonomy places the organism in Eukaryota, Dinophyceae, Prorocentrales, Prorocentraceae. The record is from the annotation of a GenBank genome assembly.
AUGAUGGCUCCGUCGAGAGGCGACGAAAGCGGCACGGAGCGCGCGCAGCUCCGCGUCGGGAGCGGCCCCGCGGCGCCUCUCGAGGAGGCCGGCACCGCGCCGCCGCGGUGGAGGCCCAGCCGCCGCCUGGCGGCCGCCGGUGCCGCAGUGGCCUGCGCGGGCUUUGUGGCGGGCGUGCUGGUGCGGGCGGUCGGCUGGCGCAGCCUGGCCCGGCAGGCGCUCGGGGCCAGGAGCGCGGGGCUCGUCUCGGAGGCCGCCGCGGAGCUCGUCGGCAGCAGCGUGGGCUGCCGCAACCUGGCCUCGAUUCGGACGGGCGAGCUCGUCAUCCUGGACAGCGCGCAGAAGUGUGCCGACCGCUGCAAAGAAAGAUCUGACUGCGUGCAAUUCAACUGGCAGAAGGGGAACACCCCCGGCCGUUGUGGCCGCGACGAGUGCGACAUGGCAGAGUACGGUUACACAUUCGGCACGUGCCUCAUGUACAAGCAGCCGUGCGAGACGGUCCACAGCGACAAGUGGGACUUGUACAGUGCAGAGCCAGAUCCGCCAGGGGAGGGGCCGAGAUACUGCCCCGCCGUGAGCGACCUGCAGUCUGGCGAGGGGGCCUCCGCCCUGGAGGACCAGGGCUGGACCAUCGAAGGAAGCGGCCGCGUCGGCACCCGUGCCAGCUUCGACCUGAACGGCGGCUCGGUGCAGUUCAUGGUGCAGCUGGAGGGCGUCCCCUCUGGCUCCGUCGGUGGCCAGCUCGUCUCGGCGCUCGUCGGCCUGAUCAUGCCGCAGGGGAGCGGGGAGUUCUCUUGGAGCGAGGAUUACUGCGACGGCAGUGCAGGGGGAAAGUUCUGUCCAGACGUGCACCUGCUGCAGACUAACGGAAGGUCCGCCUAUUCCGUUUCAUUGCGGACGAGCGACGACGCGGAGGGCGAAUGUUAUGCGGAGGUUGACGGCAAGUCUUGCGUCGCCGAGCGGUUUUUCCAGAGCGACAGACCCUGCGGUGCAGCGCCCGACGCCGUCAUCGACGCCACGAAGGAGUUCUACGUCGGCGUGAGCUUCCCCAGCAGCGGCCACGAGACGGAGCUGAUCGUGACUCUGCGACAGGGCGACGCGGAGCAGACCAUCCGCCUCGCCGACCUGGCCGAGGGGGCGGCGGGCCCGCCCUCCCUGGUGAGCCAGAAGGUCCUCUUCUUCUCGCUGCGGGCCCACGGCGCCGUCCUGACGUCCAGCCUGCAGGGCGUGGCCUGGGCCCCGAAGGGCGGCGCGUGCCCCGACGGCGCGGCGAGCCUGCAGGGCGCCAGGCUGCGGGUGCGCCGCCUGGUCGUCCAGGGGCAGCUGGUCCGAGGCACGUGCACCCUCUGUCAGGACGCGCGGUGA